AUGCCUUCGGUGCCCACAAAGCUUCUCCUUUUACUCCUUUUGGUUCCUUCGUUGACUCCCUAUCAUUCUGGUUUGUCUUCCCAUCGUCUUAAACCUCUCCAAAAAUCUGAUUGGCGUGGUGCAGACUUUGAGAUUUCGGUUUCGAGUCCCACGCAAUGCUCUGGUGGCGUUAAGCAUUUAACGCAUGCUGGAUCUGAAGAAUCUCUGGAACCUGAUGGAGAUGAAACUGGUUAUAUAAACCAAACUUUGAAUGACGAGUCAGAUACGAAGAAUGAGCUAGAAUCAGCUAUUGAGGAUCUCGGCGAUUCCACUUUAGGUUAUGUACCUUCUUCCAAGUCUUCAGAUGAUGAAGACAAGGAUGAGAACCUUACUACUGUCACUGCACCAGUUGUUCUCAUCCCUGCAAUAAAAGGCAGCCGGGAGAAGCAUGGCUUGACACUGAGGAAGACUAGUGUUUCAUGGGCGGAUGACGUGUAUGAUCCUCCUCCCUCCAUAGCCUCGCACACAAGAAACAAGAAGCAGCAGCAGAAGUCAAAGAGCAAAGACAGCCACAAGAAGACCGGAAAGAAAGGACAGAAGGGCAAAGACAGCUCUUCCUCUCGUAGUGGCAAGGACAAGAAGCAAGCUUCUCGCAAACACAGUCGUGAGAAAUUUGAUUGGGUUACUCAGAUGCCUAUUGUUGCAGCAUCUUCUUGA
Molecule: messenger RNA, 696 nt
Organism: Eruca vesicaria subsp. sativa (arugula)
Lineage: Eukaryota; Viridiplantae; Streptophyta; Magnoliopsida; Brassicales; Brassicaceae
Source: the annotation of a GenBank genome assembly